GAGGCACAGAGAUCAACUAAAGGGUAGAGUGGCGCCCGCCCCCAUCUGGAUAGGCAUUUCCGGUCUCGUGCCGGAGGAGCUGUUUGGGGCGGGCGGAGUUCUCCUCCGCGUCCACCCGGCACCGCUCCCUUCCUCGAUCUCUCUACCCGUUCCUAUCUCUGUGGGUGAGGGUGCUGUCCGCGCAUGCGCCCUGGCCCAGCCGAGGGGGCGGCGGCGGCGGCGUCUCGGAGCCCCUCCCUCCCUGCCUGCCUGCCUCCCUCCGUCCGUCCGCCCCGUCCGGUCCCUUCCCGAUGGAGGCGCUGCGGGCGGCGGGCCGGGCCGUGCUGCGGAGCCCCAGCCUCGCCCGACACCGCCUGGGCGUCGCCCGCCUCCGCCGCCACCGUGAGUCCCUCCCCCGCCGCGGGAGCCCCACGUGGGACUCGGAGGGGGGCGCGGGGCCGGAGCAGCCCCGCAGGAGGGGGGGGGUCCGCCCUGCUGGUCCCCGGUGGUCUGACGGGGCCCCGCGCCCCUUCCCUCCCUCCCUGCCUCCCUCCCCGCAGAGCUGCCGGAGUCGUGGUCCGACAUGCGGGAGCCGCUGCUGGAGGGGAUGGGCUUCGCCCUCAAGUACCUGGGCAUGACGCUGGUGGAGAAGCCCAAGGGGGAGGACAUGGCCAGCGCCGCCAUCCACCGGAUCCUCGCCACGGUAGGAGGCUCGCGGGAGGCGGGGAUGGCCACCAGCCGGGCGGCUUUUGGACUACAGCUCCCACCAUCCCAGACCACUGACCUGCUAGCUAGGGAGGAUGGGAGUUGUAGUCUAAAGACAGCUGGGAGCCAUAGCUGUCAACGUUUCCCUUUUUUAAGGGAGAUUCCCUUAUUCCGAAUAGGAUACCUCGCAAGAAAAGGGAAAAGUUGACAGCUAUGCUGGAGAGCCAAGUUUGAGAGACCCUGGGUUAAGAGGGGGAGAGGGUUGGCCAUGGCUGCUGCUCUGCCUCCACAAUCAAGGCAGCAGGAUUCCAAUUGCUGGAAAUCCUGCUCUUGGGUUUCCCUUUGAGGCCUCUGGUGUCUCAUGUUUUAUGCUUUCAACUGAGCCUCAACAUGAUCAAGAGCAACCAGGGAAUCUGGGACAAGAUUGGAGGAGUCAUGUGCUUGGAUCGUUUGGUGCCGGAGAAAACUGUCAACAGAUCAAGCUCCUUUUAAGGGCAGACCUACAUAAAGAACGUUGCAGCUAACAUGUUUGGAAGUAGCUCAGAAAAAGCUGUCUUCUUGAAGGAAUGUUGCAAUUGAGGAAUCUGUGAAAGUUGGCUGCUUGCUGAGGGUCUCACUGAAGAUCUUGUUCCCCUCAGACAGACUCACUGCUGAUGACGCGGAGGCUGGUUUCAGGAGCCACUGGCUACGCAUCUUGGUGGAGAUCAGAUCUGUUCUGGUUUCCCAACCUAAGAAAAUAAGCUACUGUAGAGCCAGAAUAAAGGGCAGCCCAAAUGGUGCAGGGAUUGGAAGAAACCUUACUGCAUCUGGGGCUUCCUGAUUUGGAGAAAAGGGUUUUGUCCGGACAUGCUGUCUCCAGGUGUGACGAUGAGCACCAGCCUAGAUCUAUCUUUGAAAGGGGAUUGGACAAAUCUACGGAUAAGGAGAUGGAGAUGCCUCCCAGUGGGAAUUCUCUGUCUGCAAAAAAUAGAAUGUUUCCUGAGUUCCUUCUGUGCUCCAGCCUGCCUCUUUUACAGGAUGGGUGCAGGGUGAAGGGGGGAGAGCUUCUUGGAAGUCUGCUAGGAGCUGAGGGCUGGGCUAGGGGGUCUUCUGUGAUUAUCCAGGAGACCUCCUUCCCCAUCUCUACCUUCACUCCUCAGGCUCGGGUGGGGCCCAAGAAAUUCCGGAAGGUGAUCUUGACUGUCUCCCCACGAGGCCUCUCUCUGCAAGACGCUGAGACCAAGGAGACCAUUGAGACCAUCUCCAUCUACAGGUGUGUGAGGAUGCUUCUGCAAGGUAGGGCUGCUGGAGGCCAGGGAGCUGCCUGGCUGAGCCCCUCUCUGCACGGCUGCCUGGCUGAGGACUUGCCCGCUGGCUGGGCUGUGAGCAAGCAUAAAAAGCAAGCAGACAGGCACCCAGUUGGGCACUGGGGAAGCCAAGUGAGGGGCAGCCCGCAGGCGUCUCCUUUGGAACAAAGCCCUGCUGUCCUGGGGGACGUGGUUUGCUGGGGAGCCCCAUCAUGGUCGCUCCCUGGGGGUGUGUGGAGGGGCUGCUCCCCGGUUCCAGCUCCUGCUGCCUGCAGGACAGGGACAUUUUCUGCUCUUCCUGUUUCCGUAAUCCACUGCUGGGGCAAAAUGCUCUCGUUGUGCUGCGUCUCUGCCUUAGUCCUGCAUGCCCAGUAACAUGGCCAUCUCCCACGGCCCCCUGCCCCGUCCUGAGGCCCUCCUGCUCUUGCCCUGCCAGGGGUGCUUGGUGUGGGGAUGCCGAGCGCUGCCUCCUCUCCCGCCCUCUUUCAGGAUUUCCUAUUGCACCACAGACAAGCUGCAGAACAAAGUCUUUGCCUACGUGGCGCAGAACCCCCAGAGCGGUGCCCUCGAGUGCCACGCCUUUCUGUCGCCCAAGAAGAAGAUCGUAAGCGCUGCAUUUGCCCCCCGGGGAGGGCUGGGUCCUGCGCUGCUCUUUUGGGGUGGGGUUUGCUCGCUGGUUGGCCCCUCUGCCCCUGCAUGCCCGGCAGAAGCGUUCCCCACCUCCCUCCCGGGGCCCUUUGCAGGGUGCUGCCUCGCCAGCUGCCCCGCUCGCCUUUUCUUGCCUCGUGUCGCCCAUGCAGGCCCAGGCUGUGACUCUGACGGUGGCUCAGGCCUUCCAGGUGGCCCUGGAUCUCUGGGAGGCUGCGCAGGCAGGUACGGAUGAUGGCCGUGCCCCUAGCCAUUGCUAUGCCAAACCCGUGACCUGCUCCCGCCUGGCUUCCUUGGUGGCUCGGUUGCCCCCCCCCCCCCGCCGGGUGCACCCUUCUUUUCCAAGGUUGUGGGGUGGUGAGGAUGGCGGGGGGCACAGGAGGGGGUGUUCAUGUCAAGGAUGUGAAGUGCCAGCAAAUGGGAAAGGGGGGGUUUCAGCCUCUGGGCAUUUUUUCUCCACCAGGCUCCAGGGAAGGGGAGGGGGAGAAGAAGCCCUCCCUGAGUCCGCUGUGCCCCCCUGUGGAAAGCACCCGCCCGCCUGGCAGGUCACCCCUUGGCAGCCCCCCCUUCAAGACCAACUUUGAGGUACGGUAUUGGGAGUGACCUGCUGCCCCACUGCCAGGCCCCCUUGGCUCUCAGGGCCAAGAGGCUCCCUCCCUCACCAGCCCCACCCUUUGUAUGUCAGCGGGGGCUGCCUGCUCUCUCUCUCGAGGGGCCUGGCAGCCACCUGGCUUUCUCUGGCCCUAGGAGGAAGAAGAGGAGGACGAGGAGGAGGAGGAGGAAGAUCUCAACGAAGCCUUCUCUGGGUAGGGGCCUGUUGGCUGCGUCAAGGUCCCCUGUUGGUUGGGGGGCAAGGCAGUCAGAGGUGUGGGUUUUCUGUUUCUGGGGGGACACAUUGAAGGGCUGCGGCAGGGCUUGUGGAAUAGAAAAUGGUCUGGCUGGGGGGGCUCUCCUUGCUGCUGCUGCUGCUGCUCUGAUCUUUGUCUCUUCUCUGCCCCAAGCCGCGUAGAGGAGAGGGGCCGCCCCACCACAGGUAACCAUUGACACCCCCCCCCCAGCAUGUCCCUGCCCUCAACCUUUGCUUGGGAUGAAGGGGUGGGGGAAUCCCUUUGAAGCCUUUUCAUUUACCUUCUUCCAGGGGAGCUGGGGGUUCCCCUGCAUUUUCACAUGGACUCUUCCAUUUGUAGGUUUCUCUCCCUCUCUGUCUUUUUCUUUCCUCUUGAGUGGCUCCUCUCAAUGCCCUUGUGUGUUUCAGGUGUGGGGGGGCUUGCGUUUGGGGGCUCCCCAGUUGCCCGCUUCCAGUCAGUGGCGGCAUGGGGCUGCAGCCCCCCCAGCAGCUGCCUGCCUCCGGGGACAUUUUUCUGAGGCUGCUUCUCCUCAUCUUUCUCCUGCCACUCACCGUGUCUUCGCUGCUCAUCUCCAGCACAGCCUCUGCUGCCCCUUGUCUGUCACCCACAAGGACCAGCUGCCCCCACCCCUGGGAACCUGGUCUAGCCUGCCUUGGACCCUCAGCAGCAACCCAGGCCAGCCCCUCCCUCACCCUACUGGAACCCCAACAGCACCCUGCGGGGCAUUCAGCAGGGAUCCUCAGCCCCAGAACCUCUUCUGCGGGGGGGGGGGGCAGCAUGAGUCUUGGGGGUGGGUGCACCAGGCCUCCUCAUGGUGCUCUUGAGGCCUGAACAUUGGGGGGGGCAGCAUUCAGAUUCCCAUCAGUCCUCACCCACCCCAUAUUGAGGAGGGCUGUGUUGAGUGUAGAUAAAUCCUUCCCUCUGCUGCCCCCCUCCGCCCUGCUGUCCAGCUCUGGUGGGAAGGCAGCCCCCUCCCCUCCCCACCAGCUGCUCAUCACUGCCAAAUCACAGCUUUGUAGCA
Messenger RNA from Podarcis lilfordi (Lilford's wall lizard), 4487 nucleotides. The record is from the annotation of a GenBank genome assembly. NCBI's taxonomy places the organism in Eukaryota, Metazoa, Chordata, Lepidosauria, Squamata, Lacertidae.